Molecule: messenger RNA, 1125 nt
Organism: Culicoides brevitarsis
Lineage: Eukaryota; Metazoa; Arthropoda; Insecta; Diptera; Ceratopogonidae
Product: androgen-induced gene 1 protein-like
Exons: 3
Coding region: 253-1002 (249 amino acids)
Cellular component (GO): endomembrane system; membrane
Source: RefSeq, a predicted model, not a curated record
CCUGCCUGAUAACAAAUCUCGCUCUGACGUUUCUCCGGAACUUUUCGACAGAAAAUCAGUAAAAACUGUGUUCCGCAGCGAAAAACAUCAUUUUACGCGAUCAAAGUUCGCCUUCACCGCGAUUUUUUUAUAGAAUUUUGUUGAGUUCAGCAGUUAAUUGGUGUCAAAAGUGCUGCGUUUGCUUUGUUUUUACAUUUAAAGUAUCGAUUUAUUGAUCUAAAGUUUUUUUUUGUGCUGAUGCAAUAAGCAAAAAUGGCUAAAAAAUCGGGAAAUAGCGGAGUUGGAAGCUCACUUGUGCGAUUAUUUCAUUUAAUCGGCGCCCUGCAAUUCGGAUUUUCCGUUUAUUAUGACUACAUGUACGUUCAUAUCCCGGAUGGGCUUCGCGGCGACACUCCACGACUCUCGACCAGCAAUUACGGGGGAAAGUUUAAGUAUUUGACAUUUAUUGACGCUAUUUUACAAGCACUUUACUACACGGUCGCUUUACUCAAUGACUUUGUUGGCUCGAAUGAAGUUGCACCGAAGCCAUUCCCGUUCAUCCGGAAGGUCAAGGAUUAUUUUCUCGCAGCUUUUGCAUGGCCCAUUGCUUGUAACGUAGCGAUCACGUUCUGGAGCAUUUAUGCCGUCGAUCGUGAACUCAUCUUCCCCAAAGUCCUCGAUUCCUUCUUCCCGGACUGGCUGAACCACGUGAUGCAUACCAACAUCCUCAUUUUCAUCGUGAUUGAGAUGUGUGUGUCCUUCCGCCAGUAUCCGACACGCAAAAACGGCUACUUGGGCUUGUCCCUUUUCAUGGCAGUCUAUCUCGUGUGGAUUCACGUCAUCUACUACAACUCCGGCAUCUGGGUUUAUCCCGUUUUGGAGGUCUUGGCGUUGCCGUUGCGCAUCUGUUUCUUCGCCGGCGUCUUCGCUUUCUCGCUAUUUUUAUACAGAAUCGGGGAAUUCUUCAACGAUCUCAUCUGGGUGAAGGAACUCAAGUCGUUGAAAGCCAAAAAAGCGCAUUAAAUAAGAUUUUUUUCACGCGAAUCAUUAAAUUUUUUGAGAUUUUUCAUGAAAAUUCCAUCGUUUUUUCACUCAAAUCGAACAAAAAACAUUCAGUCAGCUUAAAAAUAGGUCUUUUAUAAUAAA